AUGGCCUAUUAUGGAGAUACCAGACAGCCUCCUCUGUAUCCUGUCGUGGACGAGUACACGCCCUUAUUAUCUGAACCACCAUCCUACGAUUUAGAUUUGGAAAUAAGUGUUUCCCAGGAAAUAUGGGUUGUUUUGAAAACGUUCAUCCCAGUGUCCCUAACGUAUGCGCUUCAGAAUUCGCUGCAAACAGCUUGUGUCGUGAUUGUUGGACGUCUUGGAGCAGAUGAUCUCGCAGCAGCAGCUUUUGCAUUCAUGUUUGCUAUGGUCACUGGCUGGGUUGUAGCUAUGGGUGGUAGCACUGCUUUAGAUACACUGGGAUCCCAAGCAUUUACUGGCGCAUCAGAUAAAACAGAAGUCGGAGUACUACUUCAAAGAUGCCUCCUAAUUUUAACAGUGCUUUUCGUGCCUGUCGUUGCACUGUGGUAUUUCGCGGAACCAUUGUUUCUACUGCUCGGCCAAGAACCACAAUUAAGUGCUCGUGCAGCUCUCUUCCUGCGGUAUCUCCUAUUUGGAGCACCAGCAUACCUUUACUUUGAAAGCAUCAAAAAGUACUUGCAGGCCCAAGGAAUCAUGCACGCUGGAACCUACGUCAUGAUGGUCGCAUCGCCAUUCAACAUAAUCCUAAACUAUUUGCUCGUCUGGCAUCCCAGCUGCGCGUUGGGAUUCAUCGGCGCUCCAAUAGCGACAUCAAUAACGUACUGGCUGAUGCUGUUUCUGCUGAUACUGUAUGUGGUAUUUGUAGAUGGGAGUGAAGCGUGGGGAGGAUUUAGUCGUAAAGCAUUCACGAAUUGGGCAAGUUUCUUGGCGCUUGCGGUGCCUGGCGUGCUCAUGGUGGGGACGGAGUGGUGGGCGUUUGAGCUAGUGGCCAUGGCGGCAGGGUUGCUAGGGCCUGAGGCACUUGCAGCUCAAUCGAUCAUUAUGACUGCAGAUCAGGUGUUAAAUACGAUACCAUUUGGACUAAGCGUAUCGAGCUCCAACCGUGUAGGAAAUCUUCUGGGCUCACGACUACCGAGAAGAUCAAAACUAGCUGCGAAUGUCUCUGCAGGUGUCGCUUGCACGAUCGGCGCUGGUAUCAUGGGAGAUAUGCUAGCUUCAAAAGACGUAUUUGGAUAUCUGUUUACGGACGAUGCUUCCGUCGUUAUCCUUGUAGCGAAAGUAAUGCCCUGGGUAGCAGCCUUCCAAGUGGCAGACGGACUUGCGAAUUCAUGUGGAGGCUCGCUCCGCGGAAUGGGAAGACAGCAUAUUGGAGCUAUUGUUAACGUUAGCGCCUACUAUCUAAUUGCUCUACCAUGUGGACUCUGGCUUGCAUUCAGAGCUAACUACGGAUUAGAAGGUCUCUGGAUGGGCCAGUUUUUAGCACUAUCUCUAGUUGGCCUCAUAGAACUUUGGAUUGUGACAGGGACCAAUUGGGCUGAGGAAGUCGAAAAUUGUGAGAAACGAUUGAAAGAGGAGGAGGAAGAAGCUACAUCGUCACUUUUUGGUAAUCCUUCUGCUGUUUUAUAA
Molecule: messenger RNA, 1503 nt
Organism: Synchytrium microbalum
Lineage: Eukaryota; Fungi; Chytridiomycota; Chytridiomycetes; Synchytriales; Synchytriaceae
Exons: 8
Coding region: 1-1503 (500 amino acids)
Biological process (GO): xenobiotic detoxification by transmembrane export across the plasma membrane
Cellular component (GO): membrane
Molecular function (GO): antiporter activity; xenobiotic transmembrane transporter activity
Source: RefSeq, a predicted model, not a curated record